Messenger RNA from Zophobas morio, 3902 nucleotides. RefSeq lists its product as uncharacterized. The coding region runs from base 254 to 3778 and encodes 1174 amino acids. NCBI's taxonomy places the organism in Eukaryota, Metazoa, Arthropoda, Insecta, Coleoptera, Tenebrionidae. The transcript is spliced from 28 exons. The record is from RefSeq and is a predicted model, not a curated record. Gene Ontology annotation, molecular function: transcription coactivator activity. Gene Ontology annotation, cellular component: mediator complex. Gene Ontology annotation, biological process: positive regulation of transcription by RNA polymerase II.
UGUCGAUUUUAAAAAAUUGCGUGUUCCCUCGAAAAAAGAUAUUACCAAAGUUUUACCAGCUGAGCAAGAGAAAACAGAUUCUGUGAGACCUUUAGUUUACCUUGCGCCUUUUGGAUUUCCUGCUCGUCUUCUUAGGGCGGUUCCUUCCGUUAAAGCACAAGAUGAUUUGCUUGAACUCUGGCUGAAACGGUUUCCACUAGAAGCUUUAAAAACAAAGUCCAGAGCUCCUUUAAAUUCCUGCGACUUGCCGGGAAUGGUGUGGGUCUUAAUUGAGAAAAGCGGCAUCCGUAUGCGCUAUCCGACUGCGCUAACUUUUCAUAUGAGUUAUGCUCCUACACAACCAAGCACUGCACACUCUUUAGCUGAAGCGGCCUUCUCACAAGUCUGGAUCCGCUUCAUCCAAAAGGAAUUCACGGCCCCCCAAAAGCUUGUUUUUCAGAAUCUCAAACUUUGUGAAAAUUCCAAGUCGAAUUCUAAAGAGACUAGCAGCUUUAGCUCAGAAUCUCCUUGUAAUGUGACGACGGGCACUCCAGAUGGAAAGCCGGCUCCCCACCACGUGGCUCCUUUGAGAAUGCUCCAUAAGAAAGCUGAGAUCGUGCGUGAGAACGACAUUUGUGACAUCACUCUUGAGGACUUCAGCUUUUUUGACGAUCCCCCGUCCUCUCGGAAAAGAAAACCCUCGGAGCUCGGUCAUGCUGCCGCCGUUUGCGAAGAUUUCGGUGACACCGCUAAUUCUCCACAAGCUUCAAGGAAAUUAACCAAGAAGGCUGCCUUUGAUGAUCCGCUUAAACGCCACAAGCUGUCCAACAACAUCAUUUUGGGGCUUCAUGAAAAAAAAACAAGACACGUGCUACUUCAUGAUAAAAAGACUAUUAUUCCCGUGGCUUACGCUCCAGUUCCAUUAAAGUUGGACUGCUUCACCGAACUCGGUGUAGAAGUGCGCAGAAAGGAAUCUCUUAAGGAGAGAAGGAGAUAUGACCGCCAUAUGAGGCAGACCAAAUGCCAAGCACGCAAGCGCAAGUAUAGAUGCAAUGCGUGGAAGAUUUGCUCAAUUGUUGACGUUAAACAAGACACCUGCAGGCGGAUUGCAUGCCCAGUGAGACUUAAGAAAACUAUGGGCUUCCCGUUUCCUUUGGAUAAAGGCGCCUCAUUGCCUGCACCAUCUAGACGCGUUUUUUUUCCUUGCGUAUCAAUCGCGCCACUUUUUCAAAGAGGGGAAAGAGCCGCUACCACCUCUGAAACUUCGACCCAAAAAAUCUCCACCGUCGAUAGCUUUAUUGCUUAUGCCUUGCUUUCCUUCUUGCCCACUGCUGCCUACCUUUCUCUACAAAAGAAAACGUGUUCUGAGGAGACCUCUUUCUGCUCGAGCAGCAAAAGCAGCGACACACUGAACGUUAUAAAAAGCAGCAAUUGUUGUUCCAGCAGCUGCAACACCAAAAACUGCCAGGCGUGCCUUGCUAGCACGGCUUUGCAGUAUUUUUCAGACACCGCCUUAGAAAGUCUUGCUGACUGGGGAGUUCUAGAGAACGAUUUUGAGCUUCUAUUUGUUAGCGAAAAUGCCAGCAGGGCUUAUUGGAAAGCGCAACACCGUUUCACCUUUCAGCUAUUAAGCCAUCUGACGGCUUUUAAAGAAACCGGCGAUAAGCUUGGCACUCCUCUUGAGUUACCAAGUGACUCACCAUGGAUAGAUGCAGAACCCUUUUUAUCCGUGCCGUGUGUUUCAACGGUUAUAAGUGAUUCUUUAAAACAACUGAAGAAACUCUUUGAGGAAAACAGCGUCUUCCUUAGACCUCGAGGCCCCUUGACCAUUCGCGAACUGGCUGCCCUCUCAAAUUCGCCCGAGACGGACACGUGUUUUGUCGACAAGCUCAGCGACUCACCCUCUUUCACUAAGAACGGCGAAGAAAGCGAAGAGAAAGUGCAGGAAACGCUUGUGCAACCGCUUUCGGUGCCCUCCGUCGUGGUAGGGUACGAAGAUGACUGGAUAUCCGUCUCCCCUUUUGCCUUGGCCCUUUGGGAAAAGUUGUCUCUGGAGCCAUUUUCUGCAGGAAAAGCGGUGGAAUAUGUGGCGCUUGCACCCGCCACUCCUCUUAUCGCCUCACGCUUACGCCUGUUUCUAAAAGAGCUCUCUAGUGUUUACGAGACUUUAAGGCUUGGUACGCACGUGCCUUUGGAGAGUCCUUUAUUAAGAGAUGGCGUCUACCUUGCUGGCCACGACGCGCAACCUCCACAGCCUCGUGUUCAGUACAGCAAGGCCUUCUCCCUUUCAAAUUUUGCUGGAAAAGAAGAGCUUGAACGAUAUUACACAGCCUGCGUUUGCAUUGGAAAAAUGCUUUCUUCUAAAAUAUCCGGAAAGCCUAAUGCCGAGUCUGCACGCGUUGCAGCUCUUCUUCCCCACUAUGUUAUAUACCUUGUCGAUCCCCUCGAAAGCGAAUGUUCGCAGUUCGACUUCAGUUUUUGUAUGGCAGCACUUCGCUCUUGCCUCCCUAAAUUUCUCGGACCACGUCUGACAUUGCAGGUCCUUUCGGUUGCUAAUCUUCUUGAGCCAGGAUUGGGCAAAGGGGCUCUGGCAUCACCGGUGUCCCUUGUAGACUGUGCAAAAUCCAUAGCUUUUAGCGUUUUUUCCAAAAUGCGGGUGUUAGUUCAUUCAAAAAUCCCUUUGCCAAAAAGCCCAGUUGAUUUAUUUCCGCAAUCCAGCGUGGAGCUUUACGGUCCUGCAUUUGUACUAUCUACCUCUCAACCUGACUCAGUUGUUUGUUCGACAGGCGCUUUGUUGCGCUCUUUCGAAGGAGAGAUUGGUCUGUUGCACUGCUCUUAUACUCUUUCUGACGAUUGGUUACUCUGUGUCUGGGCGGACGCCACGGGAGAGCUUUUAAGGCCCCGCAGCUAUUUGCUAUCUGCCUCCAACUCCACGUCUAAGAAAGAAGGCGUCGCAGUUUCCAUUAUAAUGAACUCCGCUCGAACUAUAAUUGCUGAGACUGCCAUGCCUUGGAGAAUUGUCGUGGUAAAAGUUGAUAGCUUUACGUCUGUUGAGCUGGAAGAAUGGAAACAUUUUUGUGGGGAAAAACCUCUGGAGCUUAUAAACACAGAGUUUUUUGAAGAGUGCAAAGUUUGUUCAAGGGUCCCUUGGUAUGAGCGUCCGGCGAUUCUUUCUUUGAGUGUAUUAUCGCUAAGUAUUGAUAAACAAAUGCAAUUUUUACUCCCCCUUCCUCCCUCGACCACCUUUGAAGGGAUACGUGGCUCACAGAACGAUCACUUAGCAACUUUUGCUGUAGAGGACUUGCUGUCAAAGUCUACUUGUAUUGCCUUUCCCCACGCCCUGAUACCUUUAGAAACAUAUAAACUUCGCAUGGAUCCUCUAACCACCUGUUAUUUAGCCACUACACCGACGCCUUCUAUGCAGCUUCAUCCUGCAAAAGUUACCUGCACGCGUCCCUCUCCUUUCUUACUAAGUCUGCGCUCCUUAGUUCUUGUAAAGCUCGACAUGGUGGCGCAUCACUCACUUCUAGUGGAGCCGGCCUCUCCUACUUUACGUAUAUACCAUGAGGCUAGUACCCGCAGCUCUUGUAUGGAUACCUCCUCUAAUUAUGCUGCUGCUCUUAAAUUUGUUGCUGAGGAAUACAAUCGGAUGUCGUGGCAUACCUUUACUCCUCUAAGUCAGGAGCGCCGUUCUUGCUUACCGCAUCACAUCUGCAUCCUUACCCGAUUGAUUUCUCAGUUCAAGAACAAUUUUACAUCUCCAUUAGUUUUGCAUCUUUUUUCUCAGCUGUCUUCGUAAAUUUUUAAGAUGGUGGCCGGAUAUGAGUUAUCUUAACUUCCAUUAAUAUGCCUUGCGUAACCACUAUUAUACCUUUGAAUGCAUCUUAAUAAAGCAUUCUAGCCAUAAUUACAAUUGCUAAGGA